This is a messenger RNA of Rasamsonia emersonii CBS 393.64, 5616 nucleotides long. Its product is annotated as 3-oxoacyl-[acyl-carrier-protein] reductase. The coding region runs from base 1 to 5616 and encodes 1871 amino acids. NCBI's taxonomy places the organism in Eukaryota, Fungi, Ascomycota, Eurotiomycetes, Eurotiales, Trichocomaceae. Gene Ontology annotation, molecular function: 3-oxoacyl-[acyl-carrier-protein] synthase activity; 3-oxoacyl-[acyl-carrier-protein] reductase (NADPH) activity; fatty acid synthase activity. Gene Ontology annotation, biological process: long-chain fatty acid biosynthetic process. The record is from RefSeq and is a predicted model, not a curated record. Gene Ontology annotation, cellular component: fatty acid synthase complex. The transcript has 3 exons.
AUGCGUCCCGAGGUCGAGCAAGAGCUCGCCCAUAUCCUGCUGGUUGAGCUCCUGGCAUACCAGUUUGCUUCUCCAGUCAGGUGGAUUGAAACUCAGGAUGUGAUUCUGGCAGAGAAACGGACAGAACGGAUCGUUGAAAUUGGCCCGGCUGAUACCCUAGGUGGUAUGGCCAAGCGGACCCUCGCAUCGAAGUAUGAAGCCUACGACGCUGCCACAUCCGUGCAACGACAGAUCCUUUGCUACAAUAAGGAUGCCAAAGAAAUUUAUUACGACGUCGACCCUGUCGAGGAGGAACCCGAGGGGACUGAUGCACCGGCUGAGGGCUCAUCCGCUCCUGCAGCGCCCUCUGCACCCGCCGCUGUUGCCGCCGCUCCAGUUGCUGCUCCUCCUCCAAGUGCCGGACCAGCCCCUGCGGUAGAGGAUGCCCCCGUUACCGCGGUUGAUAUCAUCAGGGCAUUAGUUGCACAGAAAUUGAAGAAGAGCUUAACAGAGGUGCCCUUGACGAAAGCUAUCAAGGAUCUCGUUGGAGGCAGGUUUUCCCCUUCUUUUCCAAGUGAUUGCAAGUCUACUUUGCAGAAUGAGAUCCUUGGAGAUCUGGGCAAGGAAUUCGGUUCGACGCCAGAAAAACCUGAAGAUACUCCUCUAGACGAGCUUGGCGCUUCCAUGCAGGCCACCUUCAAUGGCCAGCUGGGCAAGCAGUCGUCUUCCCUGAUAGCCCGUCUCGUAUCCUCGAAGAUGCCCGGCGGAUUUAAUAUCACAGCUGUCAGGAAAUACUUGGAGACGAGGUGGGGGUUGGGACCAGGCCGUCAGGAUGGAGUCCUUUUGUUAGCGCUGACCGUGGAACCGGCGUCGCGUCUCCCAUCCGAGGCGGACGCGAAGGCUUAUCUUGAUGAUGUCGCAAACAAAUACGCCGCUCAUGCUGGCAUCAACCUUUCUGCCCCUUCGAGUGGUGGUGACGGUGGCUCCGGCGCGGGUGCUAUGAUGAUGGAUCCCGCCGCGAUUGAUGCAUUAACGAAGGACCAACGAGCGCUGUUCAAACAGCAAUUGGAGAGUAUUGCUCGCUAUCUGAAGAUGGACCUCCGAGCCGGUGAUAAGGCUUUCGUGGCAUCUCAAGAAAGCCAGAAAGCCUUGCAGGCGCAGCUGGAUCUCUGGCAAAGCGAACAUGGUGACAUCUAUGCUUCCGGCAUAGAGCCAGCCUUUGACCCUUUGAAGGCACGAGUAUACGACUCGUCCUGGAAUUGGGCUCGCCAGGAUGCGCUCAGCAUGUAUUAUGACAUCAUCUUCGGACGACUCAAGGUUGUCGAUCGUGAGAUCGUCAGCCAGUGCAUUCGUAUCAUGAACCGUUCCAACCCACUGCUCCUCGAUUUCAUGCAGUAUCAUAUCGACAAUUGCCCGACGGAGAGGGGUGAAACGUAUCAACUCGCCAAGGAGCUGGGUCAGCAGCUCAUAGAAAAUUGCAAGGAAGUCCUCGGUCAGCCCCCUGUCUAUAAGGAUGUCGGCAUUCCAACCGGUCCGCAGACCACCAUCGACUCGCGCGGCAACAUUUCAUACCAGGAGGUACCAAGGGCAAGUGCUCGGAAGUUGGAACACUACGUGAAGCAGAUGGCCGAGGGUGGUCCCAUUUCAGAGUACAGCAGCCGAACCAAGGUGCAGAACGAUUUAAGGAACGUGUACAAGCUCAUCCGCAGACAACACCGACUCUCCAAGUCUUCGCAACUUCAGUUCAAUGCGCUGUACAAAGACGUCAUCCGUGCUCUGGCAAUGAACGAGAGCCAGAUCAUGACCCAAGAGAAUGGCCAUGCCAAGAGGCCGGGCCGCAACGGUAAAUCUCACGGCAGCCCUCGUCCGGGUAAGGUGGAAACGAUUCCAUUCCUCCACCUGAAGAAGAAAGAUGAACAUGGUGGCUGGGAGUACAGUAAGAAACUGACAGGCAUCUACCUGGACGGUCUUUUGUCUGCUGCGCGGUCUGGUCUCACGUUUCAGGGCAAAAAUGCCCUCAUGACCGGCGCUGGCGCUGGCUCUAUCGGGGCCGAAGUCCUUCAGGGCUUGAUCAGCGGUGGUGCCAAGGUCAUUGUGACGACGAGCCGGUAUUCGCGCGAAGUCACCGAAUACUACCAGGGGAUGUAUGCACGAUACGGUGCACGAGGCUCCCAACUUGUUGUUGUUCCUUUCAACCAAGGAAGCAAACAAGAUGUGGAGGCGCUGGUUGAGUACAUUUAUGACACCAAGAAGGGUCUCGGUUGGGACCUCGACUACAUUGUGCCGUUUGCCGCCAUUCCGGAGAAUGGACGUGAGAUCGACAACAUCGACUCGAAAUCCGAAUUGGCCCAUCGGAUCAUGUUGACAAAUCUUCUGCGACUGCUCGGAUGUAUCAAGUCUCAGAAACAGCAGCGCGGUUUUGAAACGCGUCCGGCCCAAGUCAUCCUGCCGCUAUCUCCCAACCACGGUACUUUCGGCAACGAUGGAUUGUACUCGGAGUCCAAGUUGGCCUUGGAGACGCUGUUCAACCGGUGGUAUUCUGAGAGCUGGGGCAACUACUUGACCAUCUGUGGUGCGGUCAUUGGCUGGACUCGUGGGACUGGUCUCAUGAGCGCGAACAACAUAGUCGCUGAAGGUGUGGAGAAGCUCGGUGUACGCACCUUCUCCCAACAAGAAAUGGCCUUCAACUUAUUGGGACUUAUGGCCCCUGCAAUUGUUAAUUUAUGCCAGUCUGAUCCAGUUUUCGCGGACCUAAACGGCGGUUUGCAGUUCAUUCCCGAUCUGAAGGGCUUGAUGACCAAGCUGCGCAAAGAGAUUAUGGAAACGAGCGCCGUUCGCCAGGCAGUUAUCAAGGAGACUGCUAUAGAAAACAAAAUCGUGAACGGCGAGGACAGCGAGGCUCUCUACAAGAAGGUCACCACGGAGCCUCGAGCCAACAUCAAGUUCCAGUUCCCUGAGCUUCCCAAGUGGGAUGAAGAGAUUAAGCCUCUCAACGAGCAGCUGAAGGGCAUGGUCAACCUCGACAAAGUUGUCGUAGUCACUGGUUUUUCGGAACUUGGACCAUGGGGUAACUCACGAACUCGAUGGGAGAUGGAGGCCUAUGGCAAGUUCUCCUUGGAGGGGUGUGUGGAAAUGGCCUGGAUGAUGGGUCUGAUCAAGAAUCACAACGGAUCUCUCAAAGGGAAGCCGUACUCUGGCUGGGUCGAUGCCAAGACUGGAGAGCCAGUCGACGACAAAGAUGUGAAGGCCAAAUAUGAGAAAUACAUCCUCGAGCACUCCGGUAUUCGGCUUGUUGAACCCGAAUUGUUCAAUGGAUAUGACCCCAAUCGGAAGCACAUGCUUCAAGAAGUUGUCAUUCAGGAGGAUCUGGAACCGUUUGAAGCGUCCAAGGAGACAGCCGAAGAAUUCAAGCGGGAGCAUGGCGACAAGGUGGAGAUUUUUGAGAUUCCCGAGUCUGGAGAGUACACGGUUCGCCUCAAGAAGGGUGCCACCCUGCUUAUCCCCAAGGCUCUGCAGUUCGACCGACUGGUUGCUGGGCAGAUCCCAACCGGCUGGGACGCUAGGAGAUAUGGUAUUCCCGAAGACAUUAUUGAUCAGGUCGACCCUGUGACUCUCUAUGUCCUUGUUUGCACGGUUGAGGCCCUCCUUGCAUCUGGUAUUACCGAUCCUUAUGAAUUCUACAAGUACGUCCACUUGUCGGAAGUCGGAAACUGCAUUGGUUCUGGUAUCGGUGGUACUUCCGCUUUGAGAGGCAUGUACAAGGAUCGCUUCCUGGACAAGCCUGUCCAGAAGGACAUUCUGCAGGAGUCCUUCAUCAACACAAUGAGUGCGUGGGUUAACAUGUUGCUCAUCUCAUCUACCGGCCCUAUCAAGACUCCAGUAGGUGCUUGUGCCACAGCAGUGGAAUCAAUCGAUAUCGGUUAUGAGACCAUCGUCGAAGGAAAGGCCCGCGUCUGCUUUGUUGGUGGUUUUGAUGAUUUUUCAGAGGAGGGUUCGUAUGAGUUCGCCAAUAUGAAAGCCACCAGCAAUUCUCUUGAUGAGUUUGCACACGGCCGUACCCCACAGGAGAUGUCUCGUCCGACAACGACGACCAGAAGCGGAUUCAUGGAGUCCCAAGGUUGCGGUAUUCAAGUCAUCAUGAGUGCUCAGCUGGCUUUGGACAUGGGUGUUCCCAUCUACGGUAUUAUUGGAUUGACCACCACUGCUACUGACAAGAUUGGUCGUUCCGUUCCUGCACCUGGCCAGGGUGUGCUGACGACUGCUCGUGAGAAUCCUGGAAAGUUCCCAUCCCCGUUGCUUGAUAUCAACUACCGUCGUCGACAGCUCGAGCUGCGCAGGCAGCAGAUCAAGCAAUGGAAAGAAUCAGAGCUCCUGUAUCUUCAGGAGGAAGUCGAGGCGAUCAAGAGUCAGAGUUCGGAACCUUUCGAUGCUUCAGCGUACUUGCAGGAGCGAACCCAGCACAUUGAGCAGGAGGCGAUCCGCCAGGAGAAGGACGCUCAAUUCAGCCUUGGAAAUAACUUCUGGCGACAAGAUCCCCGCAUUGCUCCAUUGCGUGGCGCCUUGGCAACCUGGGGUCUGACUAUCGACGACCUCGACGUUGCUUCAUUCCAUGGAACCUCCACGGUUGCCAACGAUAAGAAUGAAUCGGAUGUCAUUUGUCAGCAGCUCAGGCACCUCGGCCGUAAGAAGGGCAACGCUGUUCUUGGCAUUUUCCAGAAAUACCUUACGGGACAUCCCAAGGGUGCUGCUGGUGCUUGGAUGUUCAAUGGCUGCUUGCAGGUCCUCAACACCGGCCUUGUUCCUGGCAACCGCAAUGCAGACAAUGUCGACAAGGUCAUGGAGCAAUUUGACUACAUUGUGUACCCCAGCCGCAGCAUUCAGACCGAUGGUGUGAAGGCGUUCUCCGUCACUUCAUUCGGUUUUGGUCAGAAGGGUGCUCAGGUAAUUGGUAUCCAUCCAAAAUACCUCUUCGCAACCUUGGACAAGGCCCAGUUUGAGUCGUACCGAGCCAAGGUCGAAGCUCGUCAAAAGAAGGCCUACCGCUACUUCCACAACGGAAUGAUCAACAACAGUCUUUUCGUGGCCAAGGAUAAAGCACCCUACGAUGAUAAGCUGCAGAGUCAAGUCUUCCUUAACCCCGACUACCGUGUCACUUUGGAUAAGAAGACUUCCCAGCUCACUUAUCCUUCGGCCCCUCCGAAGAGCAAAGACCAGGAGACGGAGAGAACGCGCCAGAUGAUCGAGUCCCUUGCCACAGCGACCGCAGCUCCGAACUCCAGAGUAGGCGUCGAUGUCGAGAAGAUCGAGGCUAUCAACAUUGAGAAUGACGUAUUCGUGGAACGGAACUUUACCGAACGUGAGCAAGCGUAUUGCCGUAAGGCGCCAUCGCCACAGUCUUCAUUUGCCGGGAGAUGGAGCGCGAAAGAGGCGGUUUUCAAGUCUCUGGGAGUCGCUUCCAAGGGUGCCGGUGCUCCAUUGAAGGAGAUUGAGAUUAUCAAUGAUGCCAAUGGUGCACCAGUGGUCCAUCUUCAUGGAGCUGCCGCUGAGGCUGCUAAGGAGGCCGGCGUGAAGUCUGUAACUGUCAGCAUCAGCCACAGCGACUCUCAAGCGAUUGCAGUUGCCGUAUCUAAAUUUUAA